Molecule: messenger RNA, 1853 nt
Organism: Sphaerodactylus townsendi
Lineage: Eukaryota; Metazoa; Chordata; Lepidosauria; Squamata; Sphaerodactylidae
Gene: DIRAS3
Product: DIRAS family GTPase 3
Exons: 3
Coding region: 419-1015 (198 amino acids)
Biological process (GO): signal transduction
Cellular component (GO): plasma membrane
Molecular function (GO): GTP binding; GTPase activity; GDP binding
Source: RefSeq, a predicted model, not a curated record
GGCUGGGCGGCUGACUGUAGGAAAGCCUGUGCAAUACCGAACAAAAGGCAGGAACGGAACACUUGUUGAAUUGCGGGUUUGGCAUCCAGAGAUGGGAAUAGAGCAUCCCAGAUGCGGUUAUUCCUUGCAGUAGCAGGAAUAGAACAAGAGCAGACCCUUUUGUCAAAGCAGAGGGAGUUGAAGGCCCCCCCCCCUCUUACGAGCCGUUUGAAGGUUAAAAAAGACAACGACGUAUUUUUGCAUCCCUGUUCUGAAUGCACGUACUUGGAUGGAUGAGAACAUGAUGAGAGGUCCAAAGAGUAUGGCUUGCCUCCCCAGGAUGAGACCCACUAUGUUCUUCUCAGGCCUGUUCUCCUCAGGGGUAUGUAAGCACAAAGUUAGUUGUGCUUUUGCCUUAGUUCCAAACUGAACAAACAAGAUGCCAGAACAAAGUAAUGACUAUAGAGUGGUUGUGUUUGGCGCAGCAGGUGUUGGUAAAAGUUCUUUGGUUCUUCGUUUUGUAAGGGGAACUUUCAGGGAAGCAUACAUCCCAACUGUUGAAGACACUUACCGCCAGGUGAUCAGUUGUGACAAAAAUAUCUGCACCCUUCAGAUCACAGACACCACUGGAAGCCACCAGUUCCCCGCCAUGCAAAGACUCUCAAUUUCCAAAGGUCAUGCAUUCAUGUUGGUGUACUCUGUUACCAGCCGGCAGUCAGUAGAAGAGCUGGAGCAGAUCUAUGAGCAGAUCUGUCAAAUCAAAGGAGACAUCCAGAAGGUCCCUAUCAUGUUGGUCGGAAACAAAAGUGAUGAUACCCAGAGAGAGGUGGAUACCAAUGAAGGUGAAGUCCUCGCCAGCAAGUGGAAGUGUUCCUUUAUGGAGACAUCAGCAAAAAUGAACUACAAUGUGCAGGAGCUUUUCCAAGAGCUUCUGAAUUUAGAAAAGAGCAGAAGUGUAAGUCUUCAGGUAGAUGGUAAGAAAUCCAAACAGCAGCGCAAGAAAGAUAAACUGAAAGGGAAAUGCUCAGUCAUGUGAACUGGUGAGGUCUGAGCCUUCCAGGACAUAAAACAGAAACAUAGACAUAAACUUGCAGAACAUUCUCAUAUGCACUUGAAAAUAGCUGGGUAUUGGAGACCUUCAGAGAAGACUGGCACUUGAAUACUUAGUGAAAGUUUUGCAUGUUUCUGUUCAACUAAGGAGAUUUCUUAGGAAGCAAACAGCGCCACUGUCAUCAAACCCCCUCCAUACAGCAACAAUUUUGGCUAUUAUACAGUGGGAUAAACAGUUAUAGUUUAGUGUAUGAUAAAGAGCAACGGAAGCCAUCUUAUGUCUGCAUGCAGUAAUGCUUCUAAAAUAUCUCUAACAUGACACAGAGCCUGUUAUGCAAAUGCAUAAAGGAACAAAUGAUUCUAAGCUUGUAUUGUACUAGGGCUAUAGUCAGGAAGCCCAACACAGUAUUUUUGCUUGCAUUUUGUAUAGAUGUCAAAACAGAAACAAGCCUUCAGACAUACAAAAAGGGCAAAUGUAAUCACUGACUACUAUGUGAAGAGUUCAGAUCAUUUGCCAGUUUGUUGAAUGUAUCAUCAAGAAGAGAAGAAAAAACUGCAGUCCUUUCCAAAUACAUGCAACUUACUUCAUGUUCAAUGUUAAAAUGCCAUGUGUGGUAUACUGGCAAUGAUUUUAUGUGAAUGAUUAAAGUGAAUGGAAUACUACUGAUUCCUCACCUUUAAAACAGAAAAAAAAUCCCAAGUUGUUUUUCCUCUUGCUGUUUUUGCACCUUUAAGUUGGGUGGUAAGUGAGCCUGGUAUUUCAGUAUGUGAGGUCAUUCUGUAGUAUGAAUGGGAAUAAUUCAGUAAACGAUAAUUAAUCCAGA